GCGGCCGAUCGCCGCGGCGCUGCCCGGCCGCCCCUACGCGGCGUGGACCGGAGGAGACUAGAGGCGACUCUGCGAGGCGCCCGGUGGCAUCGGCAGCCCCAGAGACCCAAGUCCGGCGCGGGCUCUUGAGGAGGAAUUGACAACAUGGCUUCCCCACCGCACCAGCAGCUGCUGCAUCACCACAGCACCGAGGUGAGCUGCGACUCCAGCGGGGACAGCAACAGCGUGACGGUGAAAAUCAACCCCAAGCAGCACCAGGGCUGCACCUCUUCCAAGCACUGCAAGUACAGCAUCUCCUCCAGCUGCAGCUCGGGGGAGUCAGGGGGCACCCGCCGAGCCGGCGUAGCGGGCGGCAGCGGCUCCGGCCUCCGCCGGCAGAAGAAGCUGCCGCAGCUCUUCGAGAGGGCCUCUUCCAAGUGGUGGAACCCCAAGUUCGACUCCAACAACCUGGAGGAGGCUUGCAUGGAGAGAUGCUUCCCGCAGACCCAGCGCAGGUUUCGCUAUGCCCUCUUCUACAUUGGCGUGGCCUGUCUGCUCUGGGGCAUCUACUUCGGCAUACACAUGAGAGAGAAACAGAUUGUUUUCAUGGUGCCGGCUCUGUGCUUCCUCCUGGUAUGUGUAGCUUUUUUUGUGUUCACUUUCACUAAGACUUAUGCCCGCCAUUACGUAUGGACUUCGCUGAUACUCACCCUCCUGGUGUUUGCUCUGACCCUCGCUCCGCAGUUCCAGGCUCUGAAGCCUGUCUCAGGAAGUGGUGACACGUCCAACCGGACUCGGCCGGCAGAUCCCACGGACACUUGUCUUUCUCAAGUGGGCAGUUUUUCUAUGUGUAUUGAAGUGCUCUUGUUGCUUUACACGGUGAUGCACUUACCCCUGUAUUUAAGCUUGUUUCUGGGACUGUCGUACUCGGUCCUCUUUGAGACCUUUGGUUAUCACUUCCGUGACGAGAACUGUUUCACACCUCUGGGAGCUGGUGCGGUUUACUGGGAGCUGUUGAGUAAAGCCUUCCUGCACAUCUGCAUCCACGCCAUCGGUAUUCAUUUAUUUAUCAUGUCCGAAGUCAGAUCAAGAAGCACAUUCCUGAAAGUGGGGCAAUCCAUCAUGCAUGGAAAAGACUUGGAAGUGGAAAAAGCCCUGAAAGAGAGGAUGAUUCAUUCUGUUAUGCCAAGAAUAAUAGCUGAUGACUUAAUGAAGCAGGGGGAUGAUGAAAGUGAAAACUCCAUCAAACGUCAUUCCACCUCAAGCCCCAAAAACAGGAAGAAGAAGCCCUCCAUACAGAAAACCCCCAUAAUAUUCCGUCCUUUUAAAAUGCAGCAGAUAGAGCAAGUGAGCAUUUUGUUCGCAGAUAUUGUUGGCUUCACUAAAAUGAGUGCCAACAAAUCAGCCCAUGCCCUGGUGGGACUCCUGAACGACCUCUUUGGACGCUUUGACCGUCUGUGUGAGGACACUAAAUGUGAGAAGAUCAGCACUUUGGGAGACUGUUACUACUGCGUGGCUGGCUGCCCCGAGCCCCGGGCGGAUCAUGCCUACUGCUGCAUCGAGAUGGGCUUGGGGAUGAUCAAAGCCAUCGAGCAGUUCUGCCAGGAGAAGAAAGAAAUGGUGAACAUGAGGGUCGGUGUUCACACUGGGACGGUCCUGUGUGGCAUUUUGGGAAUGAGGAGGUUCAAGUUCGAUGUGUGGUCCAACGAUGUCAAUUUGGCCAAUCUGAUGGAGCAGCUCGGGGUGGCUGGGAAGGUCCAUAUUUCGGAAGCUACUGCCAAAUAUUUGGAUGAUCGUUACGAAAUGGAGGAUGGAAAGGUGGUUGAGCGCGUCGGUCAGAGCGUGGUAGCCGACCAGUUAAAAGGUUUAAAGACCUAUCUGAUCUCAGGUCAGAAGGUGAAGGAGCCCCAGUGCAGCUGUUCUCAAGCGUUGCUUCCUGGCUUGGAGUCUGCAGACGGAGCCAGGACACCGGGAACGUCGUCAGCCGAGAGCUCCAGUGACCCGACCAAGACAACCAAAGCGGUGGAAAAACCCAAGCCUUGCCCUUCAUGUAGUACCACCCUUGCUCCCCACUGCGAUGUCAGCAUAGAUGAAGGAGCUAUCCAAAAUGGUUGUCAGGAUGAGCAUAAAAACAGUACAAAGGCUGCAGGAGGACACAGUCCGAAGACUCAGAACGGACUUCUGAGUCCUCCCCAGGAGGAGAAGCUCAGCAACAGCCAGACGUCGCUGUACGAAAUGCUGCAGGAGAAAGGGCGCUGGGGCGGAGUGAGCCUGGAUCAGUCAGCUCUGCUCCCGCUGAGGUUCAAAAACAUCCGAGAAAAGACAGACGCCCACUUCGUGGAUGUGAUUAAAGAGGACAGCCUCAUGAAAGAUUACUUCUUUAAACCACCUAUUAAUAAGCUGAGCCUCAACUUCUUGGAUCAGGAUUUGGAGAUGGCCUACAGGACGAGCUAUCAGGAGGAGGUUAUAAGGAAUGCUCCGGUGAAGACCUUUGCCAGCGCAACCUUCAGCUCUCUCCUGGACGUGUUCCUGUCCACCACAGUCUUCCUCAUCCUCUCCAUCACGUGUUUCCUGAAGCACGGCAUGGUCGCGUCCCCUCCGCCGCCUGCGGCCGUCGUGGUGUUCGUCAUCGCCAUCCUGCUGGAAGUGCUGUCCCUGGUCGUGUCCAUCAGGAUGGCGUUCUUCCUGGAGGAGGUGAUGACUUGCACCAAGCGUCUCCUGGAGCUGAUAUCUGGCUGGCUGCCUCGACACUUCUUCGGUGCAAUCCUGGUUUCUCUCCCAGCUCUUGCAGUUUUUUCACACUUCACCUCUGAUUUUGAAACAAAUAUACAUUACACCAUGUUCAUGUGUUGUGCCAUUCUCAUCACCAUUGUGCAGUACUGUAACUUCUGCCAGCUCAGCUCCUGGAUGAGAUCCCUGCUGGCGACCGUGGUGGGAGCAGUGCUGCUCAUCCUGCUCUACGUCUCCUUGUGCCCCACCAGCUCCGUGGAAGCUCCUCAUCUAGAUUUGGCACAGAACUUUAGCUCCAGAAAGAGCCCGUGCAACAGCUCGGUGCCGAGCGAGGCGAGGCGGCCGGCGGAGCUCAUCGGCCAGGAGGUAAUUCUGGUGUCCUUCCUGCUGCUCCUGCUGGUCUGGUUCCUGAACCGCGAGUUCGAGGUCAGUUACCGCCUGCACUACCACGGGGACGUGGAGGCCGACCUGCACCGCACCAAGAUCCAGAGCAUGAGGGAUCAGGCCGACUGGCUGCUGAGGAACAUCAUCCCCUACCACGUGGCCGAGCAGCUGAAGGUGUCCCAGAGCUAUUCCAAAAACCACGACAGCGGCGGGGUGAUCUUUGCCAGCAUCGUCAACUUCAGCGAGUUCUACGAGGAGAACUACGAGGGCGGCAAGGAGUGUUACCGAGUCCUCAACGAGCUCAUCGGGGACUUCGACGAGCUGCUGAGCAAACCCCACUACAGCAGCAUCGAGAAAAUCAAAACCAUCGGGGCCACCUACAUGGCGGCGUCGGGGCUGAACACCUCGCAGUGCCAGGACAGCAGCCAUCCCCACGGGCACCUGCAGACCCUUUUUGAAUUUGCCAAAGAAAUGAUGCGGGUGGUGGACGACUUCAACAACAACAUGCUGUGGUUUAACUUCAAGCUCCGGAUCGGCUUCAACCACGGCCCGCUCACGGCCGGGGUCAUCGGCACCACCAAGCUGUUGUAUGACAUCUGGGGGGACACGGUGAACAUCGCCAGCAGGAUGGACACCACCGGCGUCGAGUGCCGCAUCCAGGUGAGUGAGGAGAGCUACCGCAUCCUCAGCAAGAUGGGGUAUGACUUUGACUACAGGGGGACGGUCAACGUGAAGGGGAAGGGUCAGAUGAAGACCUACCUUUACCCCAAGUGCAUGGACAACGGCAUCGUGCCGCACCACCAGUUGUCCAUAUCUCCAGACAUUCGGGUUCAAGUGGAUGGCAGCAUCGGGCGGUCUCCGACGGACGAGAUCGCCAACCUGGUGCCUUCUGUACAGAAUUCUGAUAAGAUAGCCCAUGGCACAGAAAACUCAGAAGCCAAGGACAUCCUUCCUUCCGCCAAGAAGCUCCAGAAAGACGCGGCGAAGGCAGAGGAGAGGUGCAGGUUUGGCAAAGCCGUGGAGAAGGAUGACUGUGAGGAAGCGGGGACUGAGGAGGUCGAUGAACUGACAAAGCUAAAUAUCUCUAAGAGUGUAUGAUGAACUGUCAGAGUUGCAUGAAGUGCUCUGUCCAUAGAAACACACGGACUUUUGCAAUUGGCAGUUUUCUUUUUCAAGAGAGACCUUCUCCACACCUGGGUUGUACGUUUGUGUUCGUUUCGGCACCUGGGGCUGUGUGGAUCAUGGCUCUUCAGGGCUUGUUUUCAUCCAUCUCUCUCCUCCAUGCCCCAAGUCACAUCCCAAGCUCCCCAGCUCCCUGUGCAGCCAUCUUACAGCUGAGUAGAGGAUAUUAAGUGCCUUCAGAUAUACUCCAUUGGACUCCCUGUCAAGGUACAGAGGCCCCAAGUGAAAUCAUAGCUUUGGGUAUUUAUCUAAUUUUAAAGAAAAGAAAAGCUGUGGUUAUAUCAUUUUUAUUGUUGUUUCUCACAAAACACUUUUUUUGGCUAAUGCAACUCCUUGGGUUUUUUAUAUCUCUCGGAACAAUGUUUUACUGUUAUCAGACCUUUUGUAUGUAACACACAGACAUGUGCAUGUAUCUACCAUAUGAGACUGCUAUAAAGUGCCAGUAAUGCACCACAAGAAUGUCUGGGCGAGGGGUGACAGGCUUUGGGUCGGGCUGGAGGGGGAGUUGUGCCGUGCCUCAGCUUUUAGUUAGGGCGGGAGGAGCAGCUGCUGUCGUUCCGUUCUCCUUUCCCGAUGCUUCCUGCAGCCUCCAUGUGCCAUCGUGUGCUUUGGAUAGACUUCUUUCCAUAUAGCCAAUGAGUUACUGAUCCGUGGGAGUGGAAGGAGGGUUGGGACAGUGCCAGCUCUGGGGACAACUUUCCAGAAGCAGCCGAGAGACCACGGGAGUGCUGCAGUUCAGGGCUCCCGGCUCCGUGUGCAGCUCGGGGCGAAGGUAGGUGACAUCGGUGUCUCUGAGCUGAUUGGAGAGAGAGAAAGAGAGAAGCAAAAUAAAUGUUUUGGGAAUGCCUUUAUUUAUUUAUUUACUUUAUUCCUGUUUGGUUUUCUUGGUUUGUUUUUUUUUUAAAUUUGUUUGGGAAUUUUCGCGUGCAGAAGGGACCGGGAGAGAUGAAUUGUUCGUGGGUUUAAUAAGACAGUGUUUGAGCCUCUGUGAACUACCAACCACUGUGAGGAUGUUACCUUAGGCAAUAUUUGUUUCCGAGCUGGUGACACUUCGGAAGCCACCAAACGCCGUUGAGUAUCCCAGCUUCCCUCUGGACUGAACCAAUGGUGCUGCACAGUAUUUUUCAGGAUUUUUACACACACACACACACACACACACACACACACACACACACACAGUGCUUUUGCAGCAGGGAAGAGAACAGAAUGCUCCCUUGCUGCUGCUGAAAGCAGGGAUAGGGAGAAGAGUCCUUGUAGUGAGUUGAGAAGCACAAUCAUUUCCCAGUCCUGCGAACGGCUCCGUGCAGGUCCCUGGGAGCAGAGGCCUGGGAGCCCAGGAGCUGCUUGCACAGAGGGAACUGAGGGCUUAGGCUGUGCCACUCUGUCCUCUGCAUGCUUCCACCACCUCCCUCUCGGCAUUUCAUGUCCUGCUGAGGAUCAUGUUGGCCAUUCAACUACUCUAGUUCAGCCAACUCCCUCUGACACCAAAUAAAGUGAAAGGAUUUCUAUUCCCAAAACAAGCUGAUCAGCCAGGGAAGAGCUGGGGAAAGGCAGUGCAGCACUGACUGUGUGGUGCUGGGGGCUCUUUCCAUCCGAGCUCGAGUCAGAAUGUAUUGCUUCUUCCUCUUAUCCCCAUGUGAUUUUGGGGUAUGAGUAAUAAAUAUAUCCAUCGUGGGGUUGCUGUUCAGCUGGUGGAGAUAAUCUCCACUCCACAGUCACCACAGAGCCCAUGAAGCCUUUAUCAGAUGUGAGUCUGUGGGAUUUCUGGAUCGCAGUUAAACAGAACUCUGCACACAGGUCCUGCAAAGCUGCUCUUUAUGCAUGUCAGCAUCCCAUUUGAUAGGAAAGCUGUUCAGAAUUCAUCUUCUUCGCUCAAUCUGCCAGCACACAACAAACCAGGGGAUCCUCACCCCCAGAUCCCUGUGCCACAGAUGCUGUUGCCUGUUUGGAGGCUGUUCCUGAUGAGCAGCAAUGUCAGGUGGUUUUGAGGGCACAGUUUUCCAGCAGCUUCCUUCUCCCUGGGUUACAACUUCCCCCUCCCCAUAGUGGGUUGCACUCCAACUUUCAGGUAGUAUUUCUGCAAAUACCUCUUGCAUCUGAAGAAUGUAUUCCUGAAACCAUUGUUAGGGCUCUUGGUUCAGUUAAGGUGUGUCAGUAUUCCUUUUCCUACAGCCAAGGAGCUAACACAAUCCAGAAUUGUUUACAUGCCUUCUAGUGUUACGUUGUCUCAGAGUCGUUCCAGCCCUUCUCCCUGUCACUUCUUUCUCCCAGUUUUAUAGACCCUGCCCAUCCUUGCUCUCUCCCUGCUCAGCUGUGUGCCAGGGCAGAGCUCAGUCGGGGUGCGCUGGCUCCUUGGGACACUGCACAAUAACCAAACCUCCACCAGCCCCAGCCCAGCCCCAGGGAGAGGUUGGCAGCCCGUGGUUAAACCCAGAAGGAAAAGGUGCUGGAAUGGGACCCCAGACCCAAAGCACCUUCCUCCUCAUUGUUAAAGCACUUCAGGAUGCAAAAUCCUUCUCCUCCAGCCGAUAAAGUUCACAGGGCUCCCGUGCUGCUGUGGUGUGGGGCUGUGGGUUUUAUCCUUGCGUUUAUGGGAACAUCCGAAUACCAAACCCCAAACCCACCAGGACCUCCCUUUGUUGGCCCUUAGCAAAUAAAGGCACUGAGGGCAGCAGCACUGGUGGACUCAGAAAUCAAGGGCUGUUGUCUGCUCUGGGAACUGCCAGUGGUGGUACUCUGCCUUAACUCUGGGUUGGGACAAGACUCCUGAUGGGUGACCAGUGGUGCCCCAUUUGCUCAUUGCCAGGACAGCAGCAAGAACCCCACAGCUGGGGCUGCAGGGCUGCCAGGGGUUAAAUCUCCAUGCAGUGUAGCAACCAAAUCAAGAAGUUCAGUUCUCGAUGGAGGGGGAGGUUUUCCAGGUGCAAGGAGAUACCUGUUGGUGUUGUAAACCGGUGUGAGCUGAACCUUCACACCUCCCCUUGCGCUUUUGAAGAUUUAUCCUGACACAAAAAUGACUCCGGAGGCGUUUCUAGCAGUGUUGUGUGGCUCUGCUGCAGAAUUCCUGACACGUGUGCUGGUGGGAGGCCACAGGCAAAGUUCACUUCAUUAAAAUGCCUGUGGUGUGUGUGCUGCUGGUGCCAGCAGUGCAGUCCGUGAAUGGGGGGCUUGGCCGGGUCCCCGGGGGUUUAUUCCACACAGACAAUCCCUGCGUGGCUGCGCCUCCAGUCUUUAGGGUGGUUUAAUGGCAGCGAUUUUAAAAUGAUCCAGAAAAGGCAGCUGGGGAGAUUGCUGGGUGUUUGUGUGCCCCAUGUUGCCUUCUGCCACUCGCAGCACCUGCUCCAGGGUGCAGAGUGACAAGGAGUGCACAGAAUAUUGUGGGCAGUGAGGUCUUAAUCUGCUGCUAACACACCAAAAUGCUUUUUCCUCCCUGCUGCUCCCGUGAGGGAUUUUCUCAGUGAGAAGCAGGUAAAUGCAUUCCCUUUGAUUCACUUCUGGCAUUAGGAUUUGGAGGAGGGCGGAUUUGCCUGUUACUUCCCAGGAUUUGGGGCCACUCCCCUUUGCUGCAGGUAACGUGAGCACUGUGAGCAGAGCGGGACAGUGCCACGGUCUGGCUGCAGCCUCUGCUGUGUCCCAGGAGUGACAAAAUGAGGGGAGGACAGGGUGGAUUCCCCAAGGGCUUUACACAAAACAAUAAGUAUUUGGAUACUCUUCUUUUAGGGCUAAAACACAGAAAGGAGGUGCCCAGAGCAGAACUGAAGGGAGCUCCCUGUACCCAUAGCAGCUUUAGCUAAAGAGGAGUUUAUUCCUGAGAAAAAGGCCCAGUUUUUAGGGCUUCUGGCAUUUUAAAAUUGCUCAUUCUGACCUGUUUCUAAAACUUCCACUCUGAAUACAGCAAAAGGUGUUGCAAGGAAGCAGUUAAUUCAUGUCACAUCUCAAGAGGCUGAAGGUGCCUGAGGUUGGCUGUGAUGCCUUUGGCUGUUUAAAUCUGCACCUUGGCUUGGCAGGGCAUUUUGCCAAAUUUAAAGACCCUGCUUUCUCCCUCCUUCCCUGCUGUGGUCUCAUUUGCUCCAUCUGGAUGGGGCACACAGGUGGUUGUUGCCUCCCUGCUCCUCACCUUUGGGAACCUGUGUCUUCCUCAUUGCACGGCAGCAGCUGAGCUGAGGGCACGGCUCCCGGUGCUGCUGCCGCUGCUGGUGCCUCCCUGUGUCCUGAGGAAAGGGGAGAGGGGGUUUGCUUUCAUGUUUGGUCCAUUUUGCCUGCUCACAGCUGCAGCUUCCUCCUCGUGGUGGUGACAGAAGAUACAGAAGAGGCACGUCCCCGCAGUUAAAUUUAAGAAUUAAAUUUACCAGUGCAGUUGCUGUUUAUUGAUGCGGUUUUUCCAGUUUGCUGGAAAUGCCAGAGGGGAGGUUUGACUGUAAGUACAGAAUGAUUUGCAUGUGGGAACAGUCAAGGUGGAGGUGCAGGGGUGACCCAGUGCCAUGGCACUGCCAUCUCAAUGCCCAGGCGGCUGUGAAAUGCCAGCUGAAGUCUCUGAGUAAAGCUGAGACUUGACUGGUUGCUCGUGGAACAUCAGUUUGGGCAGGAAAGUCGUUCGCUCCAAUGUUUUUUUCCUUUUGAGUUCUCUCUGCAGGCUGUAGCAGUCCUUGGUUUGUUUCCUGGGGUAAAACUUGAAUUGCUCUUCGCUGUUGCUAAGACUGAGCCAUGCAGGCAGUGCCAGUGGGAUUCUGCAGAAUAAAAAAUUUGGAUCUGGUAACCAUUACUCACCAAUUCCUGCAGGCCCUGGAGCUGUCUGCGUGCUGCCAUGGUCGGAGGGUGUCUCAGCUCAGAGCUGUAGGCAGGACACAGUGUCACAGCUCCACGUGGUAACGUGCUUCCAGGUGUGGAAGUGGGGAGAUGAGGAGAAGGGGAUGUGGAAGGAGCUGCUGGGUGGUUUCAAGGGCUGAUCUGUGUGUCCAGAGUGCUGUACAGGAAGCUGUGUCAGGUGUGAGGCAGAGCCUCGGCUUCCCAAGCUGUUCCUGUUUCCUGGGACCAGAGAGCCUUAAAAUGGGCUGAUUUUAUCAAAAUCUGCAUUAACACCACCCUCUGAACUCCGCCCAGGGAGUUUUGUUGGUGAAAGUCAGACACCAAGAGCUUACUGCCUUCGUCUUAUUUGAAGAGUUUGUUCAAAAUGAAACAUCAGCCUCGGUAGAGGUUGAAGGAGAAAGUAAAACAGGGAUGGAAUGUGUCUUGUCUUGACAGCAGUGCAGUUUGAGGGUGCCGUGGGAAGGAAGUUUUGCAGACACCAGGUAAAGCUCUGGUAGAAAAAAAAAAUACAAAUAUUUUGUAUAAAAUCUCUUUCAGGUCUUUCUGGUAUGAACUGAACUUCUCAGCCCUUUAUCAGGGCUGGGCUGUACAACACAUACAGAACUGUUUGCUCCUUGCCUUUGGGAGUCAAUUUUGGCUUGGGAGAGAGAGGAUUAGUUUGGACAAAACAGAUUGGUGGGAGAUAUUUAAAGCUUUGGUAGUUUGUUGGUGGUGGUUUUUUGGUUUUUUUUCCUGGUCCCUUACUGUAGCCGUUAACCAUUUGCUGCCCAGGCCGAGGCUGGCCAGGAGCUGGAGGCAGGUGCCCAGCGUCUUCCCACACAGCUGCUCCAGGGCUGGAGUUCAGCAUUGUCCUCAGGAGCUGUGCCCAGUCUCCACACUGCACACGGGUGUCUGAGGCAGCAGCCCUUGGUGUUUUACACUUCAGGAUUGGCCCCGAGGCCGCUGCUGCCAUCUCCUGUCUCAGCCUUGGAGAUGUUUGCUCCAUUCUCCCUGUUUUCUGGCUCACUGCAACAAUUGCACAGAAUCCCAGAACAGUCUGGGUUGGAAAGGACCUUAAAGCUCAUCUUGUUCCACCCCCAUGCCAUGUGCAGGGACACCUUCCACCAUCCCAGCCUGCUCCAAGCCCCAGUGUCCAACCUGGCCUUGGGCACUGCCAGGGAUCCAGGGGCAGCCACAGCUGCUCUGGGCACCCUGUGCCAGGCCCUGCCCACCCUCCAGGGAACAAUUCCUGCCCAAUCUCCCAUCCAGCCCUGCCCUCUGCCAGUGGAAGCCAUUCCCUGUGUCCUGUCCCUCCAUCCCUUGUCCCCAGUCCCUCUGCAGCUCUCCUGGAGCCCCUUUAGGCCCUGGCAGGGGCUCUGAGCUCUCCCUGGAGCCUUCUCCUCUCCAGGUGAGCACACCCAGCUCUCCCAGCCUGGCUCCAGAGCAGAGGGGCUCCAGCCCUUGGAGCAGCUCCGUGCCCGUAAUGGAUUUUAAUGUCCAGAAAUUGCAGCAUUCACUGAAUUGAAGAACUGCAGAAGAGGUCAUGGCUGGGAACAGUUGGUACAAGUUUAAGUUCCCACUCUCAUUGGUGAUGCUCUGACCAAUUUGUCAUCCAGCUCAUUGCUGGAUGUGUGGUGUAAGCCAGUGCCACCACUUGUGUGUCACUGAUUUGGCCAUCAUUUCUCAAAUCCUCAAGUCAAGGUGACUUUCUCAAGGUUUUCCUUCUUUUCUUCCCUCAGUUACUCAAGUCUUCACUUGUUUCUGCCUUAGUGCAUCAGCUCCAUCCUUGGAAUUGCAGAUGGUUUGUGUCCAUUCGUGCUGAGAGAUACAGCUCAGGGCAGGGAAGGACACAGAGCGUGUGGUCCAUCUGUGGGUGUUCCCAAGGGGAAUUGCCUUUUCAGUGACUCUGAAGCUUUUCCUUUUCCAGGUGAGCCAGAGCUGUGUUUAGGUUUAUUUCCAGUACUGGGUGUGCCACUCCAUCAUGUCCAAAGGAGGGGUGGCAGCACUGCCAGCUCUGCUCUGUGUCACUGCCUCAGCCAGGUUUGGUCACUGCACAGGUACUGGCACGGUCCCACUGGCACCAGCAGAUGUUCCAGGAGCCCACAGUUACCAGUGACCCUCUCCCCAGUUUAAUUGGUUCUGGUUUCAGAGCCUGUGCUUAGAUACAGAGAUGCUGAUAACGUAUGCUGAGACAGAGACCUGUUACACCCUACUGCAAGCACAGCUUUAAACUUCCAAAGUAAUAAACUCUUUAAAGCCAAGAGCCUUAACAACUCCGACACCUGCUGAGACAAGAAACACAGCUCCGAGGUCGCGCUGAAUAUUUGGGAAUUUUUCCUGCUCGAUGGCACAGGUGUCCCUGGUUUGCAGGGAGGCAGCAGCAGUAUCCAAAGAUGACAAGGACCUUGGCCACCCUCACCCAGUUCCCCAGGAACAGGUAAACAGCUCCCGCCGUGCGCUCAAUAGAGUCACCUCACUGCCCGGUGCCAGCUGGAUGGCUUUAGGUGUUGAAGUGCUCAGGAAAGCUCCUUCUUUCCGUGGAACAGUAUUCUUGACUUAUAGAAUGUUGUCUUUGCUGGUGGCAGGGGCUGGAUUCCUCCUUUCUCGCCCUUUGGUCCUUUCAGCACUGAGGGGGACAAGGCAGGGAUGUAAACGAUGGGAAGGGGGGGUUGGUUGGGAAGGAGCUGGGUGUGCCCCUGGGGCCAGCCCCAGCGCAGGAGCUGCCCUGUAGGACCCGUAGUGGUGCCUGGGAGCAGCGGCUCCAGCAGCCGAGCUGUCCCCAGGCUCUGGGGAGGUUUGCUCCUGGGCAGUGUCCUGCUGCCUGCUCCGUGCAGCCAGGCCACGGACACCUUGGUAAAUGCACCUUCCCUCCUGCCUGGUGCUUUGCUUUUCUCACGGGGCAGAUUUUGGCUGGCUACUGAAGGCCCGCAUUAGGAAUCAGAGCGCUGUGCCUGACCACGACCGGCUGGGGCUGGGGAUAAGGGCUGGGGUUGGGGUUUGGGGUUGGAUCUGCCCUGCCUCUGCCCACACAACGACACCCACACAGUGAUCCCCCUGUAAAAGCCAUCGCUGGACAUCCAGGGUGGUGGGACCUGAUUACAAACAGCCCGAGAGAGAUUAUUCUUGGAGUGAAACCAGGGUUGGCUUUGAUUUGCUGAGGGCAAGGAGUGGGCCUGGGAGGCAGCACAGGCCCCCGAGCAUCCCCUGCUUCCUGGAGAAGCUCCCUCAGCACUGACCCAGGGCUUCAGCACUCCCUGUCCUUGCACAAGCACAGGUGGGGAUGGAUAGAAAUGCAGAUGGAUAGAAAGCGUUAACUGAAAAUGCCAUUGAAACAUUAUUGAAUUACAAACUGAAAAUAAAUUGAGGACAGUUAUCAGUUAAAAUAUUUUUAAAAAGCAAAUUCAAGUGUUUUGAAGUCUCCAGGUUAGCUGGACAUUAUAUUUCCUGGUAUCUCUGGUUCCUUUCCCUCCUGCCCAGCGCAGCCCGUGUUCCCACCUUCUCCCUCCCUUGCAGAAAGAGAGAACCGCUCUGUUUACACGCCCUGCUGGGGCGGCCUCGCCCGGGGCUGUGCGGGGGGACGGGGCUUCCUCGCAGCAGCCUCACUGUAAAUACUCUGCCAAUGCUUCGUGGACAAACCGAGAUGGCAAAAAGUUGUAUCUGUGAAAUAUUAAGCUCUGUGUGUGUAUAUAGAUCCAACGCGUGUUAUCUGCGGCUCUGUAAUCAAUUGUAUAUUAAAGUGCUCCACUGUACGGCCAAUCAUUUCAUGCUCUCUUAGAUGUAGAAAAGCUGAGAAGUAAUUCACAAUACACUGUGUCGACUCCAAA
Hirundo rustica (Barn swallow) is the source of this 12884-nucleotide messenger RNA. It is a transcript of the gene ADCY9, whose product is annotated as adenylate cyclase 9. The coding region runs from base 145 to 4191 and encodes 1348 amino acids. The record is from RefSeq and is a predicted model, not a curated record. The transcript is spliced from 10 exons. Lineage: Eukaryota; Metazoa; Chordata; Aves; Passeriformes; Hirundinidae. Gene Ontology annotation, biological process: cyclic nucleotide biosynthetic process; adenylate cyclase-activating G protein-coupled receptor signaling pathway; intracellular signal transduction. Gene Ontology annotation, molecular function: adenylate cyclase activity.